Molecule: messenger RNA, 1780 nt
Organism: Prorocentrum cordatum
Lineage: Eukaryota; Dinophyceae; Prorocentrales; Prorocentraceae
Source: the annotation of a GenBank genome assembly
UGCAAUACCGAGAACAACAUUGCUUUGUUUUUCAAGCUGGUAUUGAGAAGCGUUGUUCUGUUGUUAUAUGGGAACCGACUUCGUCUAUUCAGAGCUCUACGAGGUCCCGGCUCUAGGCUCAAGGCUCAAGGCUCCGCGAACGCUCAUUUUCUCCUGCCUGGGGAACCUACGCGAAGGUGAACGUUGAGCUAGCGUGUUGUUUUGCUCUGCUUACGCAACUGCCCAUCUUCCUUUACAUCCUGCUUGUCAUUGUUGGUCUCUCAUAUCCAUUUCUCGUUGCGGUUUGGUGGUGGCAAUUUGUAUACGCUGACUUGUUCCUCGCUGCCUACAGUGGUGCUCGUAAGUCUCUGUUCUUUCAGAUCUGCCUUGAGUGGAUUGCAUAUUGUUCAAUUUGCAGUAUUUCAUUGUUGUGAUCUCUCAGGUGUCCUCACACAUCUUCCCUCAUUUUCUGCCAUAUACCUAUCAUUUGUGGUCUUGUUUGUGCCAAAUGCCUCAUGUGCGGAGUCUCGCAUUCAGGUGUUUGCGUCGGGCUCGGGCUUGCCAACUUGGAUGGGUUCGACCGAAUUGUCCUCUUCCGUUGGUGCUCGAAGGCCUAGUCGCCCGUGACGCGGUCUUGCAUGCAGAGUUGGAUGCUCAGGCUAAUAAGUUGUUGACAGCAUUACUCCAUCCCUCUGAUAGCUGCCCGAAAGUUGAUUCCGUUGCACUUCGCGGUUUUUCUUCUGCUAUUGAUGCUGGGGUCCAGGUUGACGAGGUCGAAUAUGCUUCUCAAAGUAUUCGAGUAUUUUCAAUUGAUGCUCGUGUCCAGGUUGACGAAGUGCACUGUCCCUUUCAGAGCAUUCGAGUGUCCUGAAUUGAUGCUGAUGUCCAAGUGCAUUCUCAAAGCAUUUGAGUGUCUUCAAUGGGUGCCGGCGUGCAAACUCAGUUCACUUGCGAGGACGCCUGUGUGCAAACUCAGUGCACUUCAAUGGAUGCUGGCGUGCAUACUCAGUUCACUUUGAAGGACGCCUGUGUGCAAACUCAGCUCACUUUCCAGGACGCCGUCAAAACAUGGAUUGACAGGAGCACUGCCCAGAAGGGGUUCACCGGCCAGAUUGCGCUGCAGUAUUUAACCCAGGGGCUUGAAUUAUUUGUAGACCUCAUGACAGAGCCAAUGACCAUCCCAAAACAUCAUGUAUCAUUUUGGUUCCAUACUUUGUUCAACCUCACGGAUCAUGUUCACUCGUUUCCGGGAGAACUUUUGGAUUGUCUCAAAUCUCACCGUUUCGUGACGGGGAAAAUGGACCGUCUCUAAUAAUUCAGUGUGUGCAUGUUCAGUUCUUGGCCAGGUCUCCUGGCUCUCUUGUCGUAGUUUUAGUUUUGCCUCUUCAGUGUUCUCACUGUUGUAGGGUUGUACGAGCCUUCAGCGGCGGAGCGCAUCUGCGAUGCUCUCCCACAGGUUGUGCGAACGUCUUUGGUCAUGCAUGUUUCUGUUUCUCUAUAAGAGCGGACUGCUUGCUUGACAAUUUUGAGGCUUCGCUUCGCCUGAGACUUCGUUGGGCCUGGCCUCAGUGGCCAAGAUGGUCCCAGCAAAGACGCAACAAAAUCUGGUUGACGGUUUACCGCCGGCUCGCAGUUGGUCGACCCGACCAAAGAGACAAAGUGGUGACUUUGGUUGCUCGAUAUUUGACAAUUCAUUUUGAGAAAGCAGAUUUUUCGCACCUGAAGUGGGUUAUGCCGCGUCUGCCAGUCGAAUUAUCAGGUCUCUAGCUCCAAUAACAACAUGAAAACGAUCGUUGUGCCA